GGCGGACGAGUUGAACAUUUUGCAUGCAGGAAGCUAAAAUGGCACCUCCUCCAGAUAGAGCGUUUGGUGGUUAUCGACUUUUUGUGGGAGAUAUUGGAACAAGAGUUGGAAAGAACGAUUUGGAGAGAGAAUUCGAUCGUUAUGGCCCUAUUACAGAUGUAUGGGUAGCAAGGAAUCCUCCUGGUUUUGCCUUUGUGGUUUACAUGUACCGUGAAGAUGCUGAUCGAGCUGUCAGAUCACUGGAUGGAAGAUUGAUGUGUGGCAGGAGGGUCCGUGUUGAGCACGCUCGCCCCUACCCUGGACCUCCACCACCCCGUAAAAGCAACGAUUAUGGUUCCAACAGAAGUUUUGGUCGCAGAAGAAGCAGAUCUAGGGACAGGAGAAGGUCACGUUCAAGGUCACCUUACCGGAGGAGAUCCCGAUCAAGGUCACGCUCGUACUCGCAUUCCCGUGAUCGAUACUCCAGUCGCAGAAGAAGCCAUAGGUCUCGAACCAGGUCACGCUCCCCACACAGGUCUAGAGACAAGUCCAGGUCCCCAAGGAGGUCCAGAACCCCAAGAAGGUCCAGGUCCCCUAGGAGGUCCAGAACACCAAGAAGGUCUAGAUCCCCAAGGAGGUCCAGGACAAGAUCCCCCAGGAAGUCGAGGUCUAGGUCCAAGACACCAAGGAGGUCUAGGUCGAGGUCUAGGUCUCAAACUCCAAGGAAAUCAAGGUCCCGGUCCAAGUCUCGUAGAUCAAGAACACCCGAGAAAAGAUAUUCAAAGUCUACUUCGAAGUCUCCAGCUCGGUCCAGAGCAAGGUCCAGGUCUCGGUCACCUUCAGAAGGAAGGAAGAGCCUUUCGCAGGAGCUCUCCAGUUCUCGGAAGCGUCGAGGUAGCGAGAGGAGUACCGGGAGUCAUCGUAGCGGAGGGGACCGAGAAACGAUGGGACAGGACGAGGAGAACAACGGGCGUAUGGACAUAACUGAAGUAGCCCUUGCCAAACCACAAGAUGAAGAUCUGAUAGAAUGGAAUCCAUUGGACCAAAAUGCUGAAUAUAAAUCAGAAGACCGGGCAGAGAAAUACGAUAGAGAGAAAGAACAACUUGGCCAACAACUUGAAGAAAACUAAACUACUUAUAUCUAUAUAUAAUUUACAUGUCCCUUAUCUUUUGCAUGCUCCUAUGUCUGUAUAUGUUGCUGUAUAUGUGUGUGUAUGCUUUCAAUCUAUGAUGUUGCAAACUUUUGAUUGAACAUUUGAUUCUCUCAUUUGCAUAGAUUAAGGUGUUGGGUUUUCCUUGUGUCAAAAAUCAAUGGCCGGAAUUAACAUAGGGAUCAUGAGUUGUAACUUUGUGUUAAACCUCAGAGGUGUG
Molecule: messenger RNA, 1350 nt
Organism: Lytechinus variegatus (green sea urchin)
Lineage: Eukaryota; Metazoa; Echinodermata; Echinoidea; Temnopleuroida; Toxopneustidae
Product: serine/arginine-rich splicing factor 7-like
Exons: 6
Coding region: 24-1109 (361 amino acids)
Molecular function (GO): RNA binding
Source: RefSeq, a predicted model, not a curated record